Messenger RNA from Carassius auratus (goldfish), 2238 nucleotides. Its product is annotated as gastrula zinc finger protein XlCGF8.2DB-like. Gene Ontology annotation, biological process: regulation of transcription by RNA polymerase II. Gene Ontology annotation, cellular component: nucleus. The record is from RefSeq and is a predicted model, not a curated record. Gene Ontology annotation, molecular function: RNA polymerase II cis-regulatory region sequence-specific DNA binding; DNA-binding transcription factor activity, RNA polymerase II-specific. The coding region runs from base 266 to 1612 and encodes 448 amino acids. The transcript has 3 exons. Lineage: Eukaryota; Metazoa; Chordata; Actinopteri; Cypriniformes; Cyprinidae.
UUUAGUAUUCAUGCAACUGCUUUUGUUACAGAGACAUCGUAAUAGACGACUGGUUUAAAUAAUUAUACUCACCAUUAAUAAAACACCUGAUGCUGUCGGGAGCUGACCAAUUUAGUGAAAAUCGGUUUGAAAGGAGUAACAGCACAAUGAAGUUGCGAUUGUAAGUUGCAGUCUGGAAGACGCGCGACAUCGCAGAAAAGGACAAAGUGUCAAAAAAACAGAAAAAGUCCUGAAGCACUGAAAUCCACACAACACAGUUAUAAAGAUGGAGUUUAUUAAAGAGGAGAGUGAAGACGUGAAGAUAGAAGAAACAUUCAGAGUCAAACAAGAAGAUACUGAGGAUCAAACAAAGUUUGAGUUUACUAAAGAGGAAAGUGAAGAAACAUUCAAACAUGAAGAUACUGAGGAACAAACACAGAUGGAGUUUAUUAAAGAGGAAAGUGAAGACAUGAAGAUUGAAGUAUUCAAUCUGAAAUCUGAAGAUACUGAGGAACAAACAGAUCUGAUGACACUGAAAGAGGAGAAUCAAGAACUGAAUGACACUCAAGAGAUAGAUCAAAAUGAGAAACAGCAUGAUUUCAAUACGGAAGAAGAAUCGAUUGGUUGCUCACAGACUGAAAAGACCUCCUUAUCCAAAAAAGCUCAAAAUACACAAACUACAAACCUUGAUUCCCACUUAAGAAAUCAUGCUGGAGAGAGGCCUUACACCUGCCAACAGUGUGAAAAGAGUUUUACACGGAAAUAUUACCUUACUGCCCACAUGAAAAUUCACUCUGGAGAGAAGCCUUACACAUGCAAUCAGUGUGGAAAGAGCUUUACACAGAAAAGUCAACUUACUGUCCACAUGAGAAUUCACACUGGAGAGAAACCCUUCACCUGUGAACUGUGUGAGAAGAGUUUCAGACUAAAUGCAGAGCUCAAGACUCACAUGAUAAAGCACACUGGAGAGAAGCCUUACACAUGUAGUCAGUGUGGAAAGAGUUUCACACAAAACAGUCAAUUUAAAGUUCACAUGAGAAGUCACACAGGAGAGAAGCCUUUCACCUGCAAACAGUGUGGGAAGAGUUUCACACGAAAUAGAUAUCUUAAGAAUCACAUGAUUAAUCACACUGAAAAGAAACCAUUCGUAUGCUCUCAGUGUGGAAAGUGUUUUACACAGAAAAGAGCCUUCGAUGCCCACAUGGUAAUUCACACUGGAGAGAGUCCUUUCACCUGCCACCGGUGUGGAAAGAGUUUCAGACUAAAAGAAAACCUUCAGAAUCACAUGAAAAUUCACACUGGAGAGAAGACUUUCGAAUGUCAGUGUGGAAAGAGAUUUACACAGAAAAAACGGCUCGAUACCCACAUGAGAGUUCACACCGGAGAGAAGCCUUUCACCUGCGAACUGUGUGGGAAGAGUUUCACGAAUAAAACAAACUUAAAGACUCACAAUAGAAUUCACACUGGAGAGAAUCCUUUCACAUGUGAUCAGUGUGGACAGAGUUUCAGAUAUAAUGCAAACCUCAUCAGUCACAUGAAGAUUCACUCAGAGAAGAGUUUUAAAUGUCAUCAGUGCGAGAGGAGUUUCACAGACAUGAAUCAACUUCAGGAUCAUGUAAUAACUCACAACUGAGAAAAGCCUUCAUCACUGUGGAAAGAGUUUCACAAGAGAAGAAAGCCUCAAGAUUCACGAGAGUUCACACCGGAGAGAAACGUACAAGUGUCUUGAGUGUGAGAAGAGUUUCACGUCAACGCAGCAUGAAACGUCAUUUGCGAACUCAUUCUGAGAAGAAAUUGCCAUUUUCCUUCGUAUGAAGAGGUUUAGAAAAAGGAGAGAUUUCUACACUCAUCUGUGCAUUCAAUUUGGAAGACAAUUCAAUUGUAGUCAGUGUAAUAAUUUAAUAAUAAUUUGUCAUCCACUGAAAAGUCAUGCAAAUGGGAGACCCAGUUUGUGUUUUGUUGAAGAUAUGACUAGAAAACAUUUUCAGAAAAAUUCUACAUCUGAUUGUUACCUUCACGACUACUUCUUUUACUUACAUUCUUCAUCUCUUCAUGCUUCAUCUUAAGGCAUCUUCUUUUCUUUUGUGCAUUUUUACUUUACAUUUUUAGGCCAAACCUGAUAACCAUCUUUGCUUUAAUGUCACUCAAUUCAAUGUGUUGAUUUCCUUUGAAUCAAAAUCGUAGUCAAACUUUUACCUUGCUGGGAAAUCAACAAUGUAAUUGGAAGAUUACAAAUAAACUGACAUAAACCGAACAAAA